UUUUUGUGGGAUCACCACGUGUUGAGAAGCCCAGAAAACAACAAUAUGUCCCAACAUGAAAACACAGCAGACAGGCCACCUGUGGAGAGAUCACAGGCCGGUACCACCAUAAACAACAGACAGACCCACAGACUGUACCCAUCACUGCCGAAUAUCGAUUGGUAUGAGGUUUGUCUGCCGGGCCGCUCCAUUGGAGAAAACCUUCACACAGCUGCUGUGGCUCUUCCUGACAGUCUGCUGGGGGACAACGAGCUUCAGUUGGAGGUGUCGGCUGCCAGCAGAGACGUCAGAAUGAAAGCACAGAUAAUUAUCUUGGAGGAGCAAAGGCAAGAGCUUCUUUCUAUUAACGAGAAAUGGGCUAAAGAGUACCGAACCAUGAGACAGUACUACAAAGAGAAGGUCCAAGACUUAAAAGCAUUACUGCAACAAAGUCACUUUGAAGAAGAGACUUGGGAAGGAGGAGAAAACCACUUCACAUUACAUAAGAAAGUCAAAGAGAGCACACGGACUAGAGACACUGAUGUCAGCUCGGAGUUAGUAAAAGCAGAAAAGGAGGCAAGGGAGCUGCGGGUGCAAAACAGCACUCUAACUCGACGAGGGCAGCGUCAGCACGAGGAGAUCAGACGACUGAACAAGGCUCUCGACGAGGCACUUCAGACUACUCAACCUCUUGAUGUGAGCAGUGAAACACUACAUGAUAUCUGGAAACAUCAGGCUGAAGUCUACAAGGAAGACUUCUUGAAGGAGAGGAGGGACAGGGAAAAGCUUAAGGAAAAGUAUCUGGAAUUGGAGAAUAAGUUUAGGAAAGUUCACAGUGAGCUACGUGUCCUCAAAUCUCAGGUGACUUCGACUCGGCCACCAAAGCCUUUACUUGAAUGUACCUGCGCAAAUGGAACCAGAAGCCCAAACUGGGAGGUUCGCCCAAGUAACCGGGACGACAUCCAGAGACAAAGACGUUACACACUUGACGACAAACUGUGAAAUUCACUUGUCGUGUGAUAAUGUAUGUUGCACUUUAUGGAAGUCUUAGAUCAGAGUUCAUCAUUAGCAGGGUGAGACUUUGCCAGUUGAUCAGACAGGACCACAUCUGGGAGGCAAGCUCUAUUCUUUUUCAGUCCUCGGGCUACUGUCUGCUGCAGGUUCAGUUUCAGGUACUUUCAGCCGUGCUUGUAGCGAGCCCCCUCCACUGGUGUGGGCCCAUUAGGCGACCUGUGUGGAGGAAGCAAACGCAUAAAAAAAACACUCAAACAGCCCGUGAAAAGAAGCUCUUGUAUAAACACUUCCCAGGACAAGAAAAGCAGUAAUUAAAUAAAAUACUCUACCCAUUGUG
This is a messenger RNA of Micropterus dolomieu (smallmouth bass), 1330 nucleotides long. RefSeq names its product TNFAIP3-interacting protein 1-like. The coding region runs from base 46 to 981 and encodes 311 amino acids. NCBI's taxonomy places the organism in Eukaryota, Metazoa, Chordata, Actinopteri, Centrarchiformes, Centrarchidae. The record is from RefSeq and is a predicted model, not a curated record. The transcript is spliced from 10 exons. Gene Ontology annotation, biological process: cellular response to lipopolysaccharide; regulation of transcription by RNA polymerase II.